This is a messenger RNA of Frieseomelitta varia, 5473 nucleotides long. RefSeq names its product hairy/enhancer-of-split related with YRPW motif protein 1 (gene Hey). Gene Ontology annotation, biological process: regulation of neurogenesis; anterior/posterior pattern specification; regulation of transcription by RNA polymerase II. Gene Ontology annotation, molecular function: protein dimerization activity; RNA polymerase II cis-regulatory region sequence-specific DNA binding; DNA-binding transcription factor activity, RNA polymerase II-specific. The transcript has 6 exons. Lineage: Eukaryota; Metazoa; Arthropoda; Insecta; Hymenoptera; Apidae. The coding region runs from base 3290 to 4555 and encodes 421 amino acids. Gene Ontology annotation, cellular component: nucleus. The record is from RefSeq and is a predicted model, not a curated record.
UGACUAUACUGUCCUGUACUGUAUUAUCACAUGGUGUGCCCAAUUAGUACAUAUUUUCACCGCUAGAUGGUUACACCGUAACCAUUUCGAUACUUUAUAUACGCAUAAUAUUAAAUUUCAUUUGUAUUGUCUUGUCUAAUUGUAAGCGAAGAAACAAGUUCCGAAAUUUCUCGCAAACGAAACUCUACGUUGAUCGAAAAGCUUUCGAGUAAAAUUGGCGAGGGAGGAGAGAGAUUCAACAGAUUCGGGCAAACGUGUGUCAUUACUCCCUCGGGAUCAAGCGGUACUAGAUUUCGAUUGGAAAGUCAUCGAUCAAAGGUAUCUUAAUUCACACAAUGGCCGAAUGAUAUUGUAAAAUUUGGCCGAGUGAUCGAUCGACUAUAGAACGUGAUGGCGAUGAGCUGGUUAAUCGAACGCGAUGUCGUCCCAUUCUAUGAAAGGAGAAACGAACGGAACAAAGUUUCGGCGACAGAAAUGCGCGAUGACGUAUCGCGGAAGAACACCAACAGUGGCUCCGUGGCUGUUCCAGUCCGUCGAGUUCGGUUCGUGACAGCUGUCACCUUUGAAAAUCACGGGUAAAAAAAUUGUUUAAUAUAUGAGCGCGGAUCCACGACGGUUUUACACUUGUCCCCGAUUGAGACGCCUCGAACCGCGGCGAAUCGCCACGACGAUUGGGGUGACUUUCAAAUGGAGGCGUAAUUUUAGGGUGUGCACGCAUUCCCAUUCGACUUUGUAAAUGGCAUUGUUUCCAACGGAUAUGGAUGUUGACUGGAGUCAAGUUAUACAUUAAACAUUACAGAAACCAACAUCGAUAUUUCGUUUCUUGCCGCGUCCACGUUUAACACGGUGGUAACUCGAGUUGGACAGCAGUUAAUCGAGGUAGUUAAUUGGCAAAGGGCCAAGCUAGGAUGUGGCACAGAUGGCACGGGAUGUGAAACAUUCUACGACUCGUCGGAUUUCGCCGACGUCAUUGUCAAUUAGAAACGUGAAAAACCGUUCGCUGGAAAGAAAGGAGGAAACGCAAGCGUUCGAUGCGAGAAUUCGAUGUAAGAAUCCGGGACGAUCUGGAAAAUUUACGAGAGCAAACAGGGACACGAAAAUAUAGCGGCUGGUCGAAUGUAUGUACGUGGAAGCUGAUAUUUGUCAUACUGUCCCGAUCGUCGUAACAGGAUCGCCGAUAAAUUCAUAUUUCCGAUUGAUUGGAGGAACAGCCAGCGGACAACAAAUCGUAAAGCAAUCGAGCAUCGGCGGUCAGUUUGGCGGACGCGGGCUGGCAUAUGCGCGGCGCUGUUUCGAACUCGAGUGUCCCGAACAAUAUCGACCAAUUAUCGGGACGAUUGUGUCGCGGCGCCAACUGUCAACGUCGAUGGUCAAUCGGCCGAUCGAGAGAGGGAGUGACCACCGGUCGAAUCGAUGGACGCGGUCCAUCGUCAUCACCCUCCAUCGUCCGAACCAUCGAAUUGCGAGCCUUUGUUUUCGCAAGGAAGACGGUGCCGGGCAAGAGGUCAAACGCUGCUAAUUUUAUGCGUGUUUGCUUUACAUCGAACGGCUCGUUGUUUGUCCAGGAGAUGAGCUGACCAUCGGGCAAGUCCACUCGACCAAGUCUCCGCGCGUGUUGUUCGCCGAUCCGACUGGAAUUAUGAAUAUAAAUAUUUGUAGACCGAAUACUUCGUAGGACGAAGCUCCUCUUGUUAAAAUUGUCGUUGCUAGGUUCGUCACUCGUCGGAACAAAGGCAUCCUGCGGCAACGAGGAAAGGAGGACCGCCACCUUAUAGCGCCAAGUUACGGCAUGCCUGUUCGGAUACGCACGCGCGUACACGAGCAACGAGAUUCGCGACACGCGACUUCACGUGCGCGAGUCGCGUGCAGACCGGAAGCGACAGUCAAAUAGAUACCGAACCGACGACCAGCGACGACAGUUUCUCGGGCAAAUUAUUACACCGGUACCGAAAUGUGCCGAAAAUUUUUGAACUACGAAAGCAAGUCGGUAGUUUGUACGAUAAUCGUUUCGUACCAAAGACUUUGAUAACGAGUUGACGACUCGCGACGCACGAUUAACCGAGUUGGUUCCCAUAGGCGAGCGAUAAUCACAGAAACGCGUGCGCCGCGUGCGAUUCCUGCGUGAGAACGUUUCUAUCGUGAUCGCACCCUCCCUCGUUGCCGGCUACCCUUCGUGGCUCGGUAAGCGAUCGUUCGCGAGUCUUAGCCACCGUGGGAGUCGCGCCGAGAGACAGGCUAGAACCAGCAAAAUGAUUUCGCACCCUAGUUUCGCGAGAUGGACUCAUCAUCUGGAUUUUAGUUUAUCCAGCAAACUGCCAAAUUGCUUGUCACGACAGAAACACGCGUGACAUCUAUAGAUGAUAGAAUACGUACAACACACAAUGAAAGUCGAUGAAAGAAGGAUGAUCGUACUGGUGAAUCAAUGAUGGAUACUACGAUCCCAGAUUUCGCGAAAUCUUCCAGUUUUAGUAUUUACCUACCGACUUGCACUCGGAGUUGCGAACGGAGAGGGUAGGGUAGCGCGACAGCGUGCGACCAGUUAAGCGCCACGAGCGUUCCCACGAAAAUCGGCCGGUUGAUCGCCGCUUUACUCCCCCUUGAUAUAUCUCUCGCUCUCCUUCUUCCCCAAUGUCCCUCGCAGACCCCUGUAGGUACUUACUCACCCCCGGUGGUGGUGAGCAUGGGGCGAAAGAGAGAGGAGAGAGAGGAAGUUUUUCACCUUGCGAUCGAGAAGCAGAACAGAGACUGCUUGGGCCCCCACUCCCCGAGGAGGCGCGGCACACCUAGUCCCCACCACCGGGGACCGGGGACGAAACGGGGCACGGCGGUCGUGUGUCGUCACACUCGUAUCCAAGUCCUCCCGCACACACGUCACACGGGGCACACGAGUCACACGACAUACGUCGGCCGCCACGCGACCAGUGCACACGCCUGCGAGUGCACCGCGUUUCGCACCACCGUGCGCACCAAUAUCGCGAGUAUCUGCUGCUUGCCGCGCGUACAACACGCGACCGCGAAUCUCUUCGGGAAGCUUCGACACGUGAACAGAACACCAGGCCAAGAACCCGGAAGAAAAUCGCGAUUGCUCCUUUCGACGAUUGCGACUUCUUCCUCCUUCGAUCGUCUCGCAUCUCGUGCACGCGCUUGUCAAAUCGUCAGUCGUCGUUAUGUUGUCCCGAACAAGUAUCUAAAACUCAAAAGAGAAAUUCGAGAGUGAGAGGUGUUAAAGAAAAACUCGACGGAGGUGGACGAGUAAUCGAGAGUUUGCGUCGUCGAGUGAGGAAGCACGAUGUGGCGUGUGGUGGUCGCGCGAUCAGACGAGAACAGCACGUUGCUCUCGUCGGAGAUCGGUUCCGGGCCGGUCGGUCCGGUCGGCCCGAAUCACAUCUCCGCUCUUUCCGGGCCACCGCCACCACCUUCCGGCCAUCAUCACCAUCACUGGGGCUAUCCGCCGCCGCCUCAUCCCUCUUAUCAGCCGCAACAUGCCGACGUCGUGGCGUCCCGUCAUCAUCACGACCUCAGGCAUCCGAGCACCGCCACCGCCGACCUCCGACACGAGAUGCACAGGCCGGACCUCAGGCAUCCCUCCGCUGCGUCCGAGAUGCAGCAGCCGAGACACCAGCCGCCACCGGAAUUGCACAGGCCCGAGAUGGCGAGGCAUCACCAGGACAUGACGGGAAUAAGGCCGGACAUGACCGCGGAGAUUAGAUCUAGUCACGAGUUCUCCGAUCUCAAGAUCGAGGUCACGGACAUGAGGAGUCAAGAGAACGGGCAACAGCAGCAGCAGCAACAACAACAACAACAACAACAACAACAACAACAGCAGCAGCAACAGCAACAAGCGUCGCAACAGAGAAACCUAAAAAGGACUAUGAGCGACUCGGACUGCGACGACGUGUUCUCCGAAGAGAGUGGCAAAGAACCUUGCAACUCGCCGGGCGGCGACUCCUGCCAGCACGCGUCGCGGAAACGAAGACGAGGGAUGAUCGAGAAGAAACGUCGCGACAGAAUAAACGCGUCCCUCGGCGAGCUUCGAAGGUUGGUGCCGGCGGCAGCGAGAGAUCCUCACAGCGGCAAAUUGGAAAAGGCGGAGAUUUUGCAGCUCACGGUCGAGCACUUGCGAACGCUUCGGAACAAAGGUCCCGAAGGAUACGACAGCACGAAGCUGGCGAUGGACUACCACGCGGUCGGCUGGGGCGAGUGCGCGGCCGAGGUUGGCCGCUACUUGGUGACGAUGGAGGGCCUCGACGAGAGGGAUCCACUGAGGUUACGGUUGCUCUCUCACCUGCAGAGCUUCCAUCGCGAGCAUCCUCCGUCCGCGGUGGCCUCGGCCGUGCCUCCGGUGACCAGUCUGACGUCGACCUCGACGAGCAGCAGCUACGAGCCAACCACGGGGGCGGCGAGCACCGUCUCCGCCGGGAUGCCACCUGGCGCGGGGCCCAUGCCGCCACUCCUCGGUGGCACCGCGCUCGGAUGGGGCCAGUACUCCGGCCAGUAUCCUCAACAGCAACACGGCAAACCUUACAGGCCGUGGGGCGCCGAAUUGGCCUAUUGAGACAUCCUCUAUCCUUAGUUCCUCCAAAUUUUUCCCACAACCUUUUCCGCCCAUCCCUUCGAAGCCUCACCUUUGAAAAAAUCGAACCGUGCCUAGACAACCUCGUUUCCUCGUUUAAGGGUACGAAGAUCCCCAUUCGAGAGUUACUCUCGAGAGCGAUGCUCUCGGACAGUAACAGCUCUCCAAAAGCAGUGUCCAUUUUUUGCGAGAGCAACUCGCGACAGUUUCACUCUCGAAUGGCGAAUUUCACCUUUACGCACGUUCCUCGCCCCAGUUUCUUCCCCAAUUUCUUCCCUCCUCUGGAGCACUCUUCUUUUCUACGUAGUGUAAUAUACGGUACGUUACGUACGAUAGUCAUGCGAGUACCUAAUAACUAUCCUAAAAAGAUAUUAUUUAUAUAUUCGAUGCGAUGCGACUCGUCGAUGAUUGUUGCCGACCGAGCGAUCGCGAUUGUACAAUUUGUGUAUAUAUAUAUAUAUAUAUGCUUACUUGUAUACUACCUGAUCUAAAACGUGUUUCUAUCUAUUGUAAAUAACCGAAACGCGACCGAGAUCGUUUGUACUUACUUCUAUUUUUCUAUUUUUCUCUUUAUACAUAUAUAUAUGUAUGUAUGUAUAAGUUUCUUUUGGUAACAGACGCGAUGACGUGACUCGCUUGUGAUAAUGAUCAAAUCCAAAAAAAAAAAAAAGAAAAGAAAAGAACGUCGAUCGAACGCGUGAUCCAACAAGUGCCAUUAAAUAUCGUGCCGCGCCGCCACGAGUCCUGCGCGAGAACACGCUCAAAGAUUUUUGCAAUAAAGUGAGAAUAACGUAACAAUGCCUGUGACGUGUUCCUUGCAUCCUUUUCGCAACAAGCGUGCUCUAAAGCCGAGUAAGAACCGACGAAUGUUUAGAGAGAUUUUUCAUUCAGUCUGUUUCA